Echinostoma caproni is the source of this 669-nucleotide messenger RNA. The record is from the annotation of a GenBank genome assembly. Lineage: Eukaryota; Metazoa; Platyhelminthes; Trematoda; Plagiorchiida; Echinostomatidae.
AUGGAAGCCCUUGAAACCAGUCGUUUUGGGGCACAAGUCUGGGCAAAGUUACGUGCACUGCAUGGUUGUCCGCCGUUGGAAUUGGAUCGGGAGUUAGCACAGAAGGCCCAAGAACACGCUGAAAGGAUGGCUGUGAAGAACCAGAUGCACCACUGUCUUUCGCCCAACCACGGGGAAAAUCUAUCGAUGCGAGACGGGACCAAACCGACUACAAUCACAGCGUUCACACAAAGUUCCAUGCGCUCAAACGAUUUGGUGAAACAGCUCGACCACGUCAACGAAGGUAACCCUCCGACCAGUUCAAUUAUGGCCGCCAGUGCAGCUACUAGCGAUUCGUAUCGGAUUCCACAUAUCAUGCGCUUGACAUUUGGAAACACAAAGUCUCACACGGAGACAGGCCAACAAGCUACUCUGCGUUGGUACUCCGAGGUCGUUCGGUUUAACUACGGGGAAGAGCAGCAGAGCAUGUCUGGUAAUUUUUCACAGAUCGUUUGGAAAUCAACCACUCACGCUGGUUUCGGCCGGAAGAGUACAAAUGGAGGCUGUAACAUUUUUAUCGCCGGUUACUAUAAACCGAGUGGAAAUGUUACUGGUCGCUUUGCACAGAAUGUUCCGAGACCAAUUAGCGGGACUGACUAUGUUCCCACACAGGAAGAAAUGGGCUGGUAG